Molecule: messenger RNA, 1025 nt
Organism: Saccostrea cuccullata (small rock oyster)
Lineage: Eukaryota; Metazoa; Mollusca; Bivalvia; Ostreida; Ostreidae
Exons: 3
Coding region: 37-945 (302 amino acids)
Source: RefSeq, a predicted model, not a curated record
UCCCCGUUAUCUUUGCACGAUUCUACCGACACAAACAUGGCCGGCGUGUUUCUUUGUCUGUUGCUGAGCAUUACAGCGUCACUGGCACUGAAACGACAGGCCAUAGACCAAUUAGAAGUUCCAGCAUUUGCUGCUGGUAAACUUGUGGCUCAUGUCAUCUUCCGAAACCUAAGCGAUGCAUCCGGGCUAGCAGCCAGCCGAACAUUCAAAAAUGUCCUAUACACCCACAACGACGGAGCAGGUGGCCCUAAUAUCUACGCUAUAAACGCAACAUCCGGGGCUCUGAUCGCGACAUUGAGGAUUGCUAAUGCCACGAAUCAUGACUGGGAGGACAUUGCAGUAGGUCCGUGUGGAGAUUCUAGUUGCAUUUACAUUGCCGACUCUGGUAACAGACAUUCCACAUCCGCCAACACAAUCUAUAGAGUGCUCGAGCCCGAUGUUAUGAAUAUGAACAUGGAUCAAGUUCUACCCCUCGAUUCCACCGCCCGAUACACAUGGUCAGAGGACGAAUCGCAGACGCUGAUGGUCGAUCCUCAAGGGGAGGUCUACCUGGUAGGAAAUAUAUACAGCGGACGUGGAAUGGUCUCCCAUCUCCCAAAGAGUGCGUGGGGAAGUCCUAACAUAGUCAAUAUUGAUACAACCCAGUUUCUUCCUAUUCAUACCCACCACCACGACCCAGUCUCUGGCGAUAUUUCCAUGGACGGUAGCGAACUCCUCAUCAAAACAAAAUCCAACAUCUUUUACUGGAAGAUUGAUGGCGGUGACGUGAUGAACUCGCUGACUAAGACACCCGUUGAAGUUCCCUAUCAUAAUGCAGGACUUGGUGAGGCAAUUUGUUGGAGUGCUGACGGUCAGAAUUACUACACACUACCUGAAGGUCACAACCCAGCACUUUACAUAUAUUCACGUAUCAAUGCAGGGAACCCAGGCGUAAUUGGAAAAUGAAAUUUGUCUAAAGUUGUUGACAAUUCGGUUUUGUUGUUUGAUAAAUAUGUGAUUUGCUUUUAUAUCGAUAAAUAUCAUAU